UGGACAAUGUUUGUCAAAUAAAAACGAAAGUGCUACAGUGUCAAAAUCCAAAAAGUUUUUGAUCUAAACAAGCCCUCAGACUGUACACUCGUAUACGGCGAAAAUGUGAAUGUGAAAGAGAUCGGAGUAUACUCGGCAUUCCGUAUUCCGUACUUGCACACCACCGGCGCCCCUGGGGGUGAAAAUGCAAACCACGGCGCGGCGCACACAGGAUUUGCCGCCGCGCUCUUUUCCCCCCUGCUAUUCCCAGUUUCCCUCCACUCGCCGUCUCCCCCCAACCGCUUCAAAAUUUGAAAACCAAUGCCCCUGUCCCCGCACCGACGGCUGGGAUUUCGCCGCGGCGCCUCGGCCGCCGUGUCCGCGCCCAAACCGCCCGCCCUCGCUCCCGUGCCCGGGGGGCCAAGAAAUAAAAAGGACGAAGAAGGACGUCCUCCACGUUUCUCCAUCGCCGAUUCGCCGGCCGACCCUUGCCUUUCCUCUCCAAUCUCCAGUCGUUUCUUUUCCCCACAAGCGCCGGCCAUGGCCAUCUCGGAGGAACCAGAGGGGGCCGCGGGCGAUGGUGGUGGGGUGACGACGCGCGGGAGCAAAGGGCGGGGGAAAGGCGCCGCGAAGGGGCGCGGGAGGCCCAAGCGCCGGAGCGACGACAGGCCCUUCGCGGCGCCGGCGAUGGAUGGGGUGGCGUUCAGGGACAUGGUGCUUAGGGAGAGGAGGCACGCGGCCAACGUCUUCUGCGAGCGCGACACCGAUGAUGACAAUGAGGAGAUUGCCACCAACCAAUUCAAGCCUCAGAGAAAGAAGAGAAAUGAUGCUGGCAAGAAGAGGGGUCCUAGAAAAACGAAACCAGAACAUGUGGACAACAGCAAGGCCGACUUCCCCAACAGCAAAUGCCACGGUGACAUGAAGGGGGAUGGUUCCGAGACAGUUAGGGACAAGGUUUUACAGACUGCAAAGAAGAGGAAGAAAGGAGAUGCAGGGAAGGUUUCUGUCACAAAAAGGUUGAAAAGAGAGAAUGAAGAACAAAAGAAGGCCUUAUCCUCCAAGCGUAAAGAUUGUGAUGAAACUAAAAGGAAAGGGAAGAAGAUGUUGACUGGGGAUAAUGCCCUGAUGUGCCACCAGUGCCAAAGGAAUGAUAAAGGGAGGGUGGUCUGGUGUAAUUCAUGCAAGAAUAAGCGCUUCUGCGUGCCAUGCAUCCAACGAUGGUAUCCUGGUUUGUCAGAAGAUGAAUUUGCUUCACAAUGCCCGUAUUGUCGCAAGAACUGUAAUUGCAAGGGAUGCCUACGAAUGCGAGGAGUUGAAGAGCCACCAAAGAAGAAAAUUUCUGAAGGAAAUCAAAUCCAUUAUGCUUGUCAUGUUCUGCACUUGUUGCUUCCCUGGUUGAGACAACUGCGACAGGAGCAGACGGAGGAGAAGAAAUUAGAGGCUAAAAUACAAGGUGUUUCGAUGAAUGAGGUGAAGUUGGAACAGGCUGAAUGUGAUAUAGAUGAACGCGUCUUCUGCAAUAACUGUAAAACUUCUGUAGUUGAUUUUCAUAGAAGCUGCAAGUACUGUUUUUAUGAUUUGUGCCUUUCAUGCUGUGGGGAGAUCCGCAAAGGUGAGAUUCCUGGAGGAGAGGAGGUAAAGAUCUUAGAGCCUGAACCAAAAGACAAGACUUAUAUUUUUGCUACCAAUAAUCAGUUCCAAUGGAAAAAUGUGUCUUCCAAUGGAAUGGGUUCUAGUGAGGCCCCAAAGAAGUCUCUACUACUGUGGAAAUCAGAAAGUGAUGGUAGCAUAUGUUGCCCACCGAAGGAGCUAGGAGGCUGUGGUGGUUCAGUUUUGGACCUCAAAUGCUUGUUCCCAGAGAAAUUACUUUCUGACUUAGAAGAACGAGCUGACAGAAUUGUGAGGAGUAAAGUAUUUGCAAAAGCAGUAACCAAAAGAAUUGAUCAGUGCCCUUGUUAUGACCAUUCAGGAAGUGUAAGAAUUCAUGAUGUGCGAGAGGCUGCAAAUAGGAAAGGCUCAAGUGAUAAUCACAUCUACUGCCCAGUUGCCACUGCCAUCAAGGAGGAUGACUUAGUGCACUUUCAGAUGCAUUGGACAAAAGGUGAGCCAGUUAUAGUUUCUGACGUUCUUCAGUUGACCUCUGGUCUCAGUUGGGAGCCAUUAGUUAUGUGGCGGGCAUUGCGAGAGAAAAAGACUAAUGGUGAUGUUGAAGAUGAGCACUUUGCUGUCAGGGCAAUAGACUGCCUUGAUUGGAAUGAGGUGGAAAUUAAUAUACAUAUGUUUUUUAUGGGAUAUAUGAAAGGCAGAAUGCACACCACAGUACACUGGCCUGAGAUGCUUAAGCUGAAGGACUGGCCACCAUCUAGUUCAUUUGAUCAGAGGUUGCCUCGCCAUGGCGCUGAGUUUAUCAGUGCAUUGCCAUUUCCUGAGUACACUGAUCCUCGAUAUGGUCCACUAAAUCUUGCAGUCAAGCUUCCUGAUGGUGCACUGAAGCCAGAUCUUGGACCCAAAACUUACAUUGCUUAUGGAUUUCACCAAGAGUUAGGCAGGGGUGAUUCUGUGACCAAGCUUCACUGCGACAUGUCUGAUGCAGUAAAUAUAUUAACACAUACAACACAAGUGACCUAUGAGGGUUAUCAACAUAAGAAGAUAGAGAAACUCAGAAAGAAAAUGAAAGAACAAGAUCUUCAGGAACUUUAUGGUGUUUUAGAAUCUGGCACUGAACGAGACCUAUUAUCAUCUUCUACUGAUUCCAGGAAUUUAACCAUUGACGAAACAUCAAAGAUCUCAUGUAAAGAUGCAGGCCAGUGUUCAGAUUACAUUGACAAGAAUAAUAGUUAUGCUGGGAUGCAUAAUGGUGCUCAGUGUAUUACGGGCAAGAGUGGAGACCAUGAGAAAACUGGUGGUGCUUUGUGGGAUAUUUUCCGAAGAGAAGAUUCUGACAAGCUACAAGAUUAUCUUAGGAAACAUGCCAAAGAAUUCCGGCAUAUCAAUUGCAAUCCUGUGAAACAGGUUAUUCACCCAAUUCACGAUCAGAUUUUCUACUUAACUGAGGAGCAUAAGAGAAAGCUCAAGGAAGAAUAUGGUGUUGAACCCUGGACGUUUGAGCAGAGGCUUGGUGAAGCGGUUUUUAUUCCUGCUGGAUGUCCUCACCAAGUGAGGAAUCUGAAGUCUUGCAUCAAGGUUGCAAUGGACUUUGUUUCCCCAGAAAACGUCGAUGAGUGCAUAAAACUGACUGGAGAGUUUAGGCGACUUCCACCUGGUCACAGGGCUAAAGAGGAUAAACUGGAGAUUAAGAAGAUUGCUCUUCAUGCUCUGAACCAAGUAAUAAAUUUCUUGGAUCCUUUCUCUGAGGGGUUGAAGAGUGGAGCUGCCCAACCCAAGAAUAAAAAAGAAGCUGAUGCUGAUGCUGAAGCACAGAAGAAGCCUAAAAUGGGUCGCCCAUGUCGCAAGUCGAACGAUGAAGCUACUGACGAUAAGCCCAAAAAGAAGCCUGGUCGUCCCAGAGGUGAGAAGAGCGGAGACGGCAAGUCCAAAGAUGGUGCUGUUGAUGAGAAGCCUCCUAAAAUGCAGGGCAAUCGCCUGAAAGGCUCUAGCAAGCGGUAGGUGAUUGAUCGGUUCACUGCUGACAGGGAAAGUAAGGCAUGGUGGCUGCACUGACCCAACCUGGACGUAGGUAUUUUGGAAGCAGGUAGAUUCUAGAAUAGACCGGGCAUUUUGUCACCCCUAGACGCCAUUGUGGGCUGUGGCGUCUGGCUUUUGUUCAUAUGUGGUGAUUGCCGGCUGGCACCAUUCUGGAAGAACCAUGCUAGGUGCUCGCUGUACAAGACUCUUCAUGUAGCGGGCUAUGGUGAUUGGCAGUUCCGCAUGUCUGUUGCUGAUAUUGGUAGUAAUUGACCUGAAUAGAUGUGGUCAUUUGAACUCUCUGGAUUCUGGUUUUAUAUAUCCAAUCCAUUGGCUGAGGCUGAGCAUUCUUAGCUGAAAA
Sorghum bicolor (sorghum) is the source of this 3964-nucleotide messenger RNA. RefSeq names its product lysine-specific demethylase JMJ25. Gene Ontology annotation, biological process: regulation of transcription by RNA polymerase II. Bases 301 to 3585 code for a protein of 1094 amino acids. The transcript has 15 exons. Lineage: Eukaryota; Viridiplantae; Streptophyta; Magnoliopsida; Poales; Poaceae. Gene Ontology annotation, molecular function: histone H3K9 demethylase activity; transcription coregulator activity; chromatin DNA binding. Gene Ontology annotation, cellular component: histone deacetylase complex; chromatin. The record is from RefSeq and is a predicted model, not a curated record.